UCGGUCAGGUGAGCACUCGCACAUUAAGCCACAAAAGCAGGCGGCAGCAUGCGCCAUUCGGGGGCAUCCACAUCCACUGAGUUCUCCGGCCACGCGACCCACGGAAUGGAGCAACUGCAGCCGGGAGACGCGUGCCUGGAGUGCCAGAGCCUGGGCAGGAAUCACAAGCUGCGCUUCUUCUAUAUAAAUCUCGAGGAGCAGCUCCUGAAGUGCGAGUCGAGGAGCUGUCUGUGGCCGCACAACGACGAGGUCUCUUCGGAUGAGGAGCAGGACUUGGUUCCCUCCAAUUCUCUAUCUGUCCAAGAAUCUGUCAAUCUUUCUCCGCGUGAAAGUGCUCCAUCGCCUGAGCCUUCUCCAGAUAAUGACGAUGAAUUCAUACUGGAAUUGCUGCAGCAACUGGCUCCGGCCACAGAUCCUCCUGAAUUUAGUUUGAAUCUCUCUCCUGAGCCUCUAGAAGUAAAGCCCUGCCCGGAAAUGGAGCUACCGGACUUGAGCUUCCUAGAGGAAGACAUUCCCAAACAGAGGGAACCCUCAAAAGCUGUGAUAAGCAAGCAGGAAGUAACCAAACUAAAGACUCCUCCCAAGCUAAAAACUAAGCAGGAAGUGGCUCCGUUGAAGAUUCCCUCGAUUCCUAGUUGGCAGGGAAAAAUAGAAAUUCCCCUACUGCCCGCCAGUGUACAGACUCCUCCCAAAAUGAAGCCCAAGGGAGAUCCGUUCAGCACUCCGCCCAAGAAGGCCUCCACUCAGCCGCAAACGCAGCCGGAAGCACCGGCGGCCGCCGUCAAUAUAAUUAUCAGUUAUCCCGAGCUAAAUCCGGCCAUGCCCUUCCUCGACGCCAUCAAGCGCCAUUCCACAGAGCCAAAACCCGCCGCUCGUGGCGGAGCAAGACGCACUAAGCGGCUGGCCAAAGAAACCACCGGCAGGGGAAUUCGCACCCAGGCUGUGAGGCACUUGAUCGAGCACCUGGAAAUCACCACGGAGGCGAAACUCUCGUCACCUCGGCCAUAAUCAGCUGGCAUUUUACCUAAAUCGAGUAUUUGAAAUAAAUUUGCAUAUCAAAUUAUGCAUUCGCACCACCGGACAAGAAA
Molecule: messenger RNA, 1088 nt
Organism: Drosophila takahashii
Lineage: Eukaryota; Metazoa; Arthropoda; Insecta; Diptera; Drosophilidae
Product: pinin
Source: RefSeq, a predicted model, not a curated record